This is a messenger RNA of Pogona vitticeps (central bearded dragon), 2356 nucleotides long. It is a transcript of the gene GEM, whose product is annotated as GTP binding protein overexpressed in skeletal muscle. The record is from RefSeq and is a predicted model, not a curated record. Gene Ontology annotation, molecular function: GTPase activity; GTP binding; calcium channel regulator activity. NCBI's taxonomy places the organism in Eukaryota, Metazoa, Chordata, Lepidosauria, Squamata, Agamidae. Gene Ontology annotation, cellular component: plasma membrane. Gene Ontology annotation, biological process: negative regulation of high voltage-gated calcium channel activity.
GGUUUGCUGAGAACGAAUUAGAGAGGCAGCCCCAGGACAGAAAGAGGAUUCACUGCGGGAGGCUGGUUUGCUAUCGGACUCUCUCUGAGAACUAGGGAGUCAGACUGAGAAAGUCGGUUGUAACGGGCAGUGAGAAAGGGUGGGAACAAAGCCAUGACUCUGAACAAUGUCACGAUGCGGCAGAGUAGCAGUGCCUUACAACCACAACAGCAGCGCUGGAGCAUUCCAGCAGACGGGAGGCACUUGGUGGUCCAGAGAGACCCCCACGAGUGCAACCGACAGAAACGGUACACGAUCAGCCCCGAAGAGUACAGCCGAAGAAGCUGGUCAUCCGAGUCUUCCGAUUCUGUCAUCUCCUCGGAGUCGGGAAAUAACAUCUAUCGGGUGGUACUCAUUGGGGAGCAAGGGGUGGGCAAAACCACCAUCGCCAACAUCUUUGCAGGGGUGCACGACAGCAUGGAUAGUGACUGCGAAGUGCUUGGAGAAGACACCUAUGAACGAACCUUGCUUGUGGAUGGUGAAAGUGCAACAAUUAUACUUCUUGACAUGUGGGAAAACAAGAGUGAAAAGGGAUGGCUCCAAGAACACUGCAUGCAAGUCGGAGAUGCAUAUUUGAUUGUCUAUUCCAUCACAGACCGUGCAAGCUUUGAGAGAGCAUCUGAGCUCAGAAUACAGCUCCGCAGGGCACGCCAGACAGAAGACAUCCCUAUUAUUUUAGUGGGCAACAAAAGUGACCUGGUCAGAUGCCGUGAAGUCUCUGUUUCAGAGGGCAGAGCUUGUGCCGUCGUUUUUGACUGCAAGUUCAUUGAGACCUCGGCAGCUGUCCAGCACAAUGUGAAGGAGCUGUUUGAAGGCAUUGUGCGUCAAGUGCGGCUAAGGAGAGACAGCAAAGAGAAGAACGAAAAGAGGCUGGCAUAUCAGAAGAGGAAAGAGAGCAUCCCUAAAAAGGCCAGGCGGUUCUGGGGCAAGAUCGUAGCCAAAAAGAACAAGAACAUGGCUUUCAAAUUGAAAUCCAAGUCAUGCCAUGAUCUCUCUGUGCUUUAGAAGUUUUGGUUCCUCUCGGAUGUUGUCUUUCAUGGAGAACAUUAUUCAGUUCCAUUCAGUCUAUAUUAGAUUGAUGAACAGGAAAUGUAGGUCUGACUUGAUUCACAAUUGUGAAUAUUGUGAUGAAAUGUGCCAGCAAUAUCCACAGUUUAAUGCAUGUACGGGAGAAGAAAUGCCAUGUAUACCUUUGUUGGUUUAGAGUUUAGGAGUGUAAAUGUCUUGGGUGGGGGAGAGAACACCAGUCUUAUCUUAUAAACUAGAACAUUCCAAAGCUACAACGAGACGUGCCCAAGAAAUUGCAAACCAUUUCCCUUGUUGCCUUUCGGAGAACAGCCUAAGAAUCGGAAAGCAUCGUUUGGCAGCGUAUAUCAUCUUAUUCAUAAUUAUUCUGUGCUCAUUCUUCUUUAAGCCGAGAAAAGGACACCGAGCAAAGGAAUGCCUUCGCCUUCAUCAGCCGGUUGCAUAAGAGCCCGGAGGUGGACAUUUUUCUUGUCACAGUGUCAUUUAUCCCAGGGGCUAAAUGGAAUAUCUGAAUUUUCAGAUAAUCACCAGUUUGGAUAAAUGGGACCAUUGCAUCCAGAAUGUGACGUUGCAAUGGAACAAUAUGGAGGAUUGCUCUUGAUUUCAGUAAUAAGAUGAUUGAGAUGGCAAAGAUUGGAUUAUUGUGGGUUUUGCCUGCUUAUCUGCAGAAAGAACACUGAAUAUUUCUUUGCUUAUAUCAAGAGCCUUUUAGUUUGCUUGGGUCCAGGCUUGUGGUCAGUGUAAUUCUGCUGGUACAAGACAUUAAAGGGAGACGACUAGGAAGAGAAAGCGGGCAGGGGUGGCGAGUUUCCUGGGCCUCCCUUUCCCCCCGGAAUCCCUCUGCCCCCUUUUUUUCUAGCCAAAAGCCAAUUUCCUGUGCAAAGGGUUAGAGGAACAAGAAUAACUGUAACCAGUAGUUACAGGAAAUAACUAUAUAACACAACUUUGUAUUGUGUUGUGCCGUGAAUUACGAUCAAAACAGCAGAAAACAUUAAAAUGAAAAACCAAGUGCAAGAUGCCAAUUUUGAGGCAGGAAAAAAAAAACUCCUUUUAUAAGAAUCUACAGAGAGAUUUUAUGCUCAGAUCUAUUGUUUGUAUUAUGCCAUAACUAUUUGUAUUUAUUAUCUAUCAGCUCUUAAUUGUAUUUUUAAUGGGUGAAUGAUAGAAAUGGGGAGAAGUAGCAUUGAAAUAUAUUUAUUAAGUGAUUUCUUAAGAAAAAUGUUGAUUUUAUUACUGUUUUCUAUACGGUAUCUUUUGGAUUAAACAAUGUUUUAUUUACAUGCCUUGUAAU